Messenger RNA from Dermacentor andersoni, 3080 nucleotides. Its product is annotated as flavin-containing monooxygenase 5-like. Gene Ontology annotation, molecular function: NADP binding; flavin adenine dinucleotide binding; N,N-dimethylaniline monooxygenase activity. The record is from RefSeq and is a predicted model, not a curated record. NCBI's taxonomy places the organism in Eukaryota, Metazoa, Arthropoda, Arachnida, Ixodida, Ixodidae.
UGCGAUGGGAACCCUCGUCUUCGGACCGCACACUUGUCUUUCGAGCUGCCUUUCCCCGCCUCGGAGUCCCCGUCGACGCGGUGUAUUCGUCGCAGCCUCCAAGGCCCUCGGGGAGAAAAAAAUCGCUCCCUCGAAAUAACAGCCCCAACACCGACCUCGCGGGCUUGGCACGGCACCGGAGCAGGCUGCCUGCCGCGCAACCUUUAGAGACACGUGCCUUUGCCUAACUCAUUUGUCAGCUGAAACCGUGGCGGGAGGCGCAGACAAGAUGGCACCCAGCGUGGAAGCGCAAGCUUCGAGCGGGCCCUGCGAGUCCCUUCCGCCGCUCGUGGUGGUGAUCGGCGCCGGGAGCAGCGGACUGCCCACCGUCAAGUCGUGCCUCGAGGAAGGGCUCCGCGUCGUUUGCCUGGAGCGCACGGACGGCGUGGGCGGCCUGUGGCGCUACACCGACGAGCCCGUGGAAGGGUGCGGCAGCGUGGCGCGCAACACGAUGCUCAACAGCUCCAAGGAGUUCUCGGCCUACAGCGACUUCCCGCCGCACGCCGACAGCCCAAAUUUCAUGCACCACUCCGGCAUGCUGGAAUACCUCACGCGAUACAGCAAGCACUUCGACCUGAACUCGCACAUCCGUUUCAACCACGUGGUGGAGUCCGUGCGGAGAACGUCGGCGGAUGGAGUCGACAAGACUGACGGCGCUGGCGAUAGCAGAGAGCGUCGCUGGACAGUGUCCGGCCGGAACGCGACCACGGGUGAGGACUUCACGCUCCACGCUGACGCCGUGGUCGUGUGCAGCGGCCACCACGCGGUGCCCAAGUGGCCCGAUCUGCCGGGCCUCCGAGACACGUUCCGCGGCCGCGUUGUGCACGCGCACAAAUACCGGAAGGCGUCCAUGUUCGAGGACCGCCGCGUCCUGGUGGUGGGCAUGGGAAACUCUGGCGGGGACAUCGCCGUCGAGCUGAGCUACGUCUGCCCGCAGGUGUACAUGAGCACACGCCGGGGCACUUGGGUGGCCCCUCGUUUGGCGCCGGGCGGCCUUCCCAUGGACGUCACCAUGUGCACCAGGGCUCUGAACACUGCUCGCUCGCUGCUGCCGUUCGACCUCGGAGCUCGAGCCUUCGAGCGGGUCCUCAACGGACACUUCGACCACAAGAUGUACGGCCUGAAGCCGGCGCACCACGCCGUGAAUCAGCAGCCCUUCGUCAACGACGUCCUCCCUUCCCGGAUACUCACCGGAACGGUGCAGAUUCGAGGCAGCGUGACUCGGCUGGGCCCGGAUUACGCCGAGUUCCGCGACGGCUCGCGCGCGGCCAUCGACGACGUCAUCGUAGCGACGGGGUACUCGAAGCACUACCCGUUCCUGCCGCCCGAGGUAGCUCCCUACGUGCGCGAGGAGCGCGUCGAGCUCUACAAGUUCAUCUUCCCCGUGGGGGAGCCGAGCGUCGCCUUCGUGGGCCUGGUGGAGCCCAUCGGUGGGUUCUGGCCCGUGGCCGAGAUGCAAGCACGCUACGUGGCCCGUGUGCUCGCCGGCAAGCUACCGCUACCCGACGCCGAGAGACAGAGGAAAGAGGCGGCACGCAGGGCGUCCGCUUUAGCCAUCGACAGCGCACGCUACGCCGCACAGGUUCACUGGAUCGCGUACAUGGACGAACUGGCAAGUCUGCUCGGGGUGAAGCCCAACCUGAGCCGUUUGGCGAUCACCGACCCGGUGCUGUACCGCCGGUGCGUGUUCGGGCCCUGCCUGCCUUACCAGUUCCGCCUUGAGGGGCCCAACUCGUGGGAAGGUGCUCGCCAGGCCAUUCUCGAUUUUCCCGAUCGUGUCGCCUCGGUUCUGACUCCCCUCACGGCGCCAGAGGACACGCGCCUGCGCAGAGCCACCGCUGGAGCCAUCGACGUAGUGGCCACCUGCACUGUCAUGAUCGUUAUAGCUUAUGUGCUAUCGUUAGCCAUAUGAAAGGAUGUACCAGGACGUGUGUGCUUUCACUGACUAAUGCAAGAGGAGAGUGUCGAGCUGUGAGCGGAUAUUGCCUCGCGUAAGAAAGUGGCACCAAAUUCUCCGCCAGUGCGGCAACCGAAUGAAUGUGAGAGGUGCUGUUCAACACAAGAGAGCCUUAAAGUUGGACACGGUGAUUUCGCGCCACGACUUACGAGAGCUGUCAAAUGCGUGGAUGCUGUUUUUCUCCUCCAAUGAUGUUCCUCUACCGUGGUGUUGCAGGGUCUUGUGCUGUAUCUGCCACACUGGGAAUACUAGCCCAGUCAUAUGCAGCAGUGCCGUACCUUUUUUUAUUCGUUUAGUGCCAAUGCAAUGGAAUUUUUCCGUUUAAGAAAUUCUGAUGAUUGGUGGCUUUCACCUUCAAUGACAUAAUAGAACACAUCUCGACACAAAAGUGCAAAGUAUACGCUGUGGAUCCCUAAGACAGAAGGACAAAAUGGUCUUUGUAGGCUACCUUCGCGAAUGCAAGAGUUGAAGCAAGGGAAGACGGCCAAUAAAAGCGGAGUGGACCAAGUGGAUCAGGUAUCACCUCUCCAUAACGCUCAACCCGCCUCAGCUGAACCGCCCAACCUAGUUCCUCCAUAUUAUGUUAGCUUUCUAGUCCCUCAUAAGUAUGGACUCAAUGAGUCACCUCGUCUUGAAGAACCAUUGUCAUUAGUGAACACUAUAUUCGUAAUGUUAAUCUGUGGUACUCAUGCCAUCUUUUCGUGUAAGAAAGCUUCCUUGCUGUUGUCCCAAUUCGGGGCACUGCAACGAGUACUGGUUGACAUCACCGCAUUCUCGUCAUGUGGACCGAUUAAGGAUUGCAGAACAGUGGCGAGUGGAAAGGUUUACACGUGCACCAUCAAGAUGCUGUACUCGCAGGUGAACAAGAAUGGUUCCUCUUGCGAAGACACGAGAUAAGUGCUUCUGCGAUGCGCUUGACCAAGUUGUCGCAGCAACAGACUGUCCAUGAGGUCACUCUUCAGAAGCGCCGCGAUAAGCAUAUACCAUAGUUGAAAAAUCCAAAAAUCUGUCCAAGUGAUUCCUCUCUAUACCUAUACAAUAGCGCACUGCUGAUUCAAAUAUAUGUGGUUAGCCAGCUAGUGCA